This is a messenger RNA of Zerene cesonia (dogface butterfly), 1384 nucleotides long. It is a transcript of the gene msR, whose product is annotated as sex peptide receptor-like. Lineage: Eukaryota; Metazoa; Arthropoda; Insecta; Lepidoptera; Pieridae. Gene Ontology annotation, molecular function: G protein-coupled peptide receptor activity. Gene Ontology annotation, biological process: G protein-coupled receptor signaling pathway. Gene Ontology annotation, cellular component: membrane. The coding region runs from base 48 to 1184 and encodes 378 amino acids. The transcript has 3 exons. The record is from RefSeq and is a predicted model, not a curated record.
GAAGAAUGCCAAAUUAAAUAUUGUUUACCAAGACAAAAGAAGUAGAUAUGUCUGGAUUAGAGAACGAUAGCGUCGCUUAUUGCUUGCCAGGUGGGCUUGAUUUUCAGCGUGUUUACGUGAAGAUACAUGGCUAUAUAGCUUUAGUUAUCUGCAUCCUCGGCUCUAUUGCAAACUCUGUAAAUAUCGCUGUAUUAAGCCGGAAAGAGAUGACUUCUUCAACAAAUUCUAUACUGACAGCUCUCGCCGUCGCUGAUCUCUUAGUUAUGCUGGACUAUAUACCAUUUGCACUGCAUAUCUACAUUAAAAUUGGCACAGAAUUGAAUCGAAACUCAUACGCCUGGGCGGUAUUUGUAUAUUUUCAUUCAAUAUUUAGCCAAACGUUUCAUACGAUUUCUAUUUGGUUGACUAUAACACUCGCGGUUUGGAGGUUUAUUGCGAUAAAGUUUCCUCAAAAAAAUAGAACACUAUGUAAUAAACGAAAUACCAGUAUCGCUAUAGCUGUUGCAUAUGCAGUGUGCCCAAUAGCAUGCCUUCCAAUUUAUUUUGCAAUGAACAUACAAGAGGUGCCCCGGACAGAUGGAAAAACGAAUGUUACCAUGAACGAAACAAUAUCGUCUAAUACAUCUGAAGUAAGAGAGCCAAUGUAUGCUCUAACAAUGACAAAUAGCAAAGAAUUAUUAACAGCGAUAUUUUGGAUUUACAGUGUAUUUAUAAAACUCAUACCGUGUAUAGUGCUAUCAAUUUUAAGUGUUUGUUUAAUAUUAAAAAUGAAGUCAAGUGAUAGAAGACGACAGAAGUUAUUAAAGAAGUCGGCGAUUCCUUCAAAUGAGGGUGAGAAAACUCGUUUGAACGACGAUAACAAGAAGGGAGGAGGUGGUCGAACAGACCGCACCACUCGUAUGCUGGUAGCACUGUUAGGCCUGUUCCUGGCUACAGAGCUUCCGCAGGCUCUUUUUGGACUACUCACUGCGAUAGCGCCGCAAUUUUUUGAAAUAUGCUACUAUGCAUUUGGCGAAGUGAUGGAUUUAAUGGCGCUUGUGGGGUCAGCGGUGAACUUCGUACUAUACUGCAGUAUGAGUCGCCAGUUCCGAUCGACAUUUACGCGUCUCGCUAGGAAGGUUUUGUCCAUACCGGCACGGACGGAGAGAGAACCGCUUACUACGACAUCCACCGUGAAAGCGUAGCGUCAGCGAAACGCAGCCACUUUAGCUGCAAGCGUAUAAUAUAAUUUAUUAUACACAAUAUCCCGAGAGGAUUUCUAAUUUGAUGAUAAUUGAACGAUUAUUCUAGUCAUCUGGGUUUGAGUAAGCCACUUUCGUAUGUGGAAACACAUCUCUCAUUGAAUUCCAUUUGCAUAAAGUUCUCAAUAGAGUACAUAAACACA